Anguilla anguilla (European eel) is the source of this 6283-nucleotide messenger RNA. It is a transcript of the gene mark2b, whose product is annotated as MAP/microtubule affinity-regulating kinase 2b. The transcript is spliced from 19 exons. Gene Ontology annotation, molecular function: ATP binding; protein serine/threonine kinase activity; tau-protein kinase activity. Gene Ontology annotation, cellular component: cytoplasm. The record is from RefSeq and is a predicted model, not a curated record. NCBI's taxonomy places the organism in Eukaryota, Metazoa, Chordata, Actinopteri, Anguilliformes, Anguillidae. Gene Ontology annotation, biological process: microtubule cytoskeleton organization; intracellular signal transduction; protein phosphorylation. The coding region runs from base 1066 to 3462 and encodes 798 amino acids.
GGCCAUGUUCCCUGCUGCCUGUUCCGGUAUCUAACUGCAGCACAGGCAGCGUUGGCUUUGGGGCGCAGUACCGUCUUACUCAACGACCCAAGAAGUUGUCCUACUCUGAAGAUAAAUUUAACGAAACCGGAAUGUAGAGUUUAACCAUUUUUAAUCUGCUUUUUUUUAAAAAAAAGCCGGUUAUCUACCCGGCCACCCCUUUCCACCGCAACAUUUGAACGACCUUAUUCGGCUUAGCUGCGCAGCCGGGAAAAGAACGACUUUUUGGGGAUUGUUGAGCUACUUUGCCGUCUCGGAUUAAUUAGCCAACUAGCAUCUAGCUAACAACCUCUCGACUCGACAACAGGAUAGUCAAUUCCUCGGACCGCAACACUGAAGGAUAGCUAGCCACCUAUGAUUACGACCGUUUAUUUUUUUCCGAGCGUGGGGGAUGGGAGUUUCUGAUUUCAUACGCUAGUUAGCUGUAUUUGUUUUCAUUUUCUUCAUCAAACGAAGGUCAAUCAAGUCUUGUCCGGCCUAAACUGAAUCCCCGGACUCGAGUUGAAUGCUGAUAUUGGAAACAAAUUCGGUCGUCGCCUCACCAACCUGACAACCCAUCCACUUGUUGGCUAGUUGCGGAAUUCUCUCCCUCCCUGUCCCAAGACGAGGGACUGACGAGUGGCUCCAAAUGUAACCAAGAGGACAUUAUUUUCGAACCCACCCGAAAUAUUUUUUUUUUGGAACGUUAUUGGUUCGCUAGUUCACGCCAUCAGCUAGUAAUUUUGUAACGUCGCCGAGCUAGUUAGCUAACCAGCUAUCUAGCCAUAUGACUAUUUUCACUGACGGUUGAAAAACUUUUGACCCCCCUUUUCCCUUUAGAUACGGACACGUACUUCUAAUGAGGGAUUCAACUUGUUGAUUGUUGUAGGUAGCUAGCUAAUGGCUAGCUAGCUAUUUUGACUUUUUUUUUCUUUCGACGAACAUUGAAGACAUAGGUGCAUAACUGACAACAGCAGCCUUAAAUGUGCGUCGGAUUCUGAAUGGUUUUGUGUCCCUCCGUCCCCUUUUUCUGGAGGAUCCCGUAAAAUGUCAACCCGGCCGCCAUUGUUAACAGUCAUUGAAAAUUCGUCCAGCCAGUCUCACUCGGAGUCCAAGGCGGGGGAGCGUCCCAGCAUGCCGCGGUGCCGGAACUCGGUCGCCACGACGGCGGACGAGCAGCCGCACAUCGGCAACUACCGGCUGCUGAAGACCAUCGGCAAGGGCAACUUCGCCAAGGUGAAGCUGGCCCGGCACGUGCUCACCGGGAAGGAGGUGGCAGUGAAAAUUAUAGAUAAGACUCAGCUGAAUUCCUCCAGUCUCCAGAAGCUGUUCCGGGAAGUGAGAAUCAUGAAGCUGUUGAAUCAUCCUAAUAUAGUUAAAUUAUUUGAAGUCAUAGAAACGGAGAAGACACUGUAUCUGGUGAUGGAGUAUGCCAGUGGAGGUGAAGUGUUCGAUUACCUCGUAGCUCAUGGGAGGAUGAAAGAGAAGGAAGCCAGAGCCAAAUUCAGACAAAUUGUGUCAGCAGUGCAGUACUGUCACCAGAAGUGCAUUGUCCACAGAGACCUAAAGGCAGAGAACCUCCUCCUGGACGCAGACAUGAACAUCAAGAUCGCCGACUUCGGCUUCAGUAACGAGUUCACUCUGGGGAACAAGCUGGACACGUUCUGCGGGAGCCCCCCCUACGCCGCGCCCGAGCUCUUCCAGGGCAAGAAGUACGACGGGCCCGAGGUGGACGUGUGGAGCCUGGGCGUCAUCCUCUACACGCUGGUCAGCGGCUCGCUGCCCUUCGACGGGCAGAACCUGAAGGAGCUGCGUGAGCGUGUGCUGAGAGGGAAGUACAGGAUUCCCUUCUACAUGUCCACAGACUGCGAGAACCUGCUCAAGAAAUUCCUCAUCCUCAACCCUUCCAAGAGGGGCAGCCUGGAGCAGCAGAUAAUGAGGGACCGCUGGAUGAACGUGGGCCACGAGGACGAGGAGCUGAAGCCGUACGUGGAGCCGCAGCCCGACUACAAGGACCCCAAGAGGACAGAUAUAAUGUUGCAGAUGGGCUACUCUCAGGAGGAGAUCCAGGACUCUCUUGUCAACCAAAAAUACAACGAAGUCAUGGCCACAUAUCUGCUGUUGGACUAUAGGAACUCAGAGCUGGACGAGGGCACCAACUUAUCAAUAAAACCCCGCCCUGGAAGCGACCUCACAAACAGCAGCGUCCAAUCGCCUCCUCACAAGGUACAGCGCAGUGUCUCAUCCAGCCAGAAGCCCCGCAGAGCCACAGACCAAGGCUCCUCCUCCUACUCCAAGCGCUCCCAGGGGGACAGUAAGCACACUGCAGAGGAUUCUGGGAGGAAAGGUUCCGGCAGCUCAGCCAAAGUGCCCCCCAGCCCGCUUUCCUCAGUCGACCGAAAGAAGACCACUCCCACCCCCUCCACCAACAGCAUCCUGUCCACCGGUACGAGUCGGAGCCGCAACUCGCCCCUCGUGGAGAGAGCUCUGCUGGGCCAGGGGGUGCAGAACGGCAAGGACAGCCUGAACACCCCCGGGUCCCGCGCCUCUACCGCCUCGGCAGCCGCUGUCCUCACCACCUCCUCCCGCCCCCGACACCACAAGUCCCUGUCCUCCUCCGCCCACCCCAGCCCCCCCGACCUGCACGCACAUCGCACCAGCACUGCUUCUCAGAGGGUCCCAGGGGCGUCUCCCUCCGCCCACAACAUCAGCAGCGCCACGGUGACGGACCGCACCAACUUCCCCAGGGGGGUGGCCAGCCGCAGCACCUUCCACGCCGGCCAGCAGAGGGCGACGCGGGACCAGCACGCCUCGGCCUACAACGGGCCCCCUGCCUCCCCCUCCCUCUCCCACGGGAACAGCCAGCCCCGCCGACCCGGAGCGUCGGGCAUCUUCAGCAAGUUCACCUCCAAGUUUGUGCGCAGAAAUCUCUCGCUCAGGUUCCCCAGAAGGAGCCCGUAUGAGGGAGAGGGUCGGGAUGAUGGGAGCAGGCCGAUGCUGAGCGGCUCCGGCGAUAAGUCUGAGAAGGGGCCGGGCAGCGUGCUGGGCUCCACCGGCGACGAGAACAAGGACUCCCUGUCCUCGUCCUCGCCCGUGCCCGGGGGCACCCCGCCCCAGCUGGCCCACCACGCCAAGGACACCAAGCCGCGCUCGCUGCGCUUCACCUGGAGCAUGAAGACCACGUCGUCCAUGGAGCCCGGCGAGAUGAUGAAGGAGAUCCGCAAGGUGCUGGACUCCAACAGCUGCGAGUACGAGCUGCGCGAGCGCUUCAUGCUGCUGUGCGUGUCGGGCAACCCGGCGCGCGACGACUUCGUGCAGUGGGAGAUGGAGGUGUGCAAGCUGCCCCGCCUCUCGCUCAACGGCGUGCGCUUCAAGCGCAUCUCUGGCACCUCCAUCGCCUUCAAGAACAUCGCCUCCAAGGUCGCCAACGAGCUCAAACUGUGAGGGGGGGGAGGGGAGGGGAGGGGAGCGGAGGAGGAGGGCGGGGCUUAAACGAGAGGGACUGAAGCUCGCGGGGCGACGGAGCGGGACUGGGGCUUUUGACGUGAGGAAGAGGAGGAGGCGGAGGAGAACGAGUGAUGGAGGAAGAGUGGGACUGAAGCAGGAAGGCUAGGAGACAAAAAUCGUAGGAAGAGGUAGAGGUUUGAUGAGGAGUCGUGUGAUGACUCUUUGCGGAGGAAGCGGGGUGAGAUUUCAUGGCUUGUAGGAGAGGAGUAGCUUAGGGAGGUGGAUUUUUUGGGGGGCUGUUCUUCUGUUUUGUUUUGUUCCCCCCUCCCCCGUUCCCUUUAAAUUUUUGUUCUCUUUGCCUGUGGUGAAUUUUCUUGUUAUUUGUUGGUUCCCAGAUCACACCCCUUACCCCUCACACCUGGCCUCAGAAAGCUAAGCGGUAGGCGGGGCGGGCGGCCAUUUCACUCCAAACCGCCGUCCCUGGGCCCAAACGACGACGCCACGCGCUUCGCCUCUCCACCCUCUCGCGUCUUUCGCAGGCGAAUGGGGGGAGCAGCUCUCUUUCACUCUGAUUACCAGACAGCGGAGCGUCUCACCCUGUGGGGAAGCAAACGGUCCACAUUACAACCCACAGCUCUCUGGUGAUGUCACGCUUCCCACCACUUGGUCGUUCUGUCCCCCCCACCCCCCAACCCCCACCCCAUCCCUCCCAGGUUAAAUUCUACCACAGGGGUCAAGUUAGAAAAUUAAGUAAGUAAUUAAGGGCCAAUCGUGUAAUCAUUGGUGGAUUAACUGUAAUUUAGUUUGCUGGUAGGUUUCAAAGCGCUGCACUGGACUCGGUCUGUUUGGUUGCCUUUUCUGAAGAAAACUGAGAAUGAGAAGCUGAGCGAUUUUUUUUCUUGUUCUGUUGGAUUGUAUCUCGCCUUUGUACAGAGAAUGUAAAACGGAAACGUGCCUCCCAAACCAUCCAAAAGAAAGCUAAACAGAAGUAUGAAUAUUAAAAUAUCUAUAAAUAUAUGAAAAUAUUUAUCACUGGAAAAAAAAAAACAGGAUUUCCUUUUAUCUUUGACGUUUUUGAAAAUUUGUUGACUUGAGCCUGCUCACGUCUCUCCUGAGACCCCCCCUCCCCCCCCUACUGUUAAACGAGAGUGAAGUUGAGGUGUCCAACCACAAACACCCCCCAGCCUGGGAGGGUCAUGUGACAUGGUCGUGACAGCGUGCAAUUCAAACCCAAUCAUCAUUAUUAUCAUUAUGAUUAUCAUCACUUAUUUUUGAUAGGAGUAUUUAAUAUGGAGCAUGGGGGUGAAUUUCUGUUUUUGUACUUUCAACCAAAAGGCUACUGGCCUCACACACAUAUCUUUUCAAUGAUGAUUGAAUGAGAGCAGCGAAAUAAAAUUGUAAUCAUAACCGUAAUAAUGAUGAUCCUAAUUGACUACUGCUCAUUUGUUGUGUUGUUUAGUGCUGAUUCUUUUUUGGCGUUAUGUUGUUUAUUAAAAAGACACUGCUUCAGUUGAGCACUGCCUGAAGCAGAGAGAUGCUACAAAUUUUUGUUCUUUUCAGUCUCAUUGUAUGAGAAUACAGGCAUUGACCCCAACCUGAAAUGGAUAUUUUUAUUUAAGGAGGGUAUGUGUGUGUGCACACAUGCACAGGCAGCUCCAGUGCAGUACAAGCCAACCCAACUGACUCCGCCCCCCUUCUAGAAUCAGCACACACACGUUGUGCUGUCGCCAAGAGAACUCGCAAAGCAUUAAGUUGGUCUUUCUGUUCCCCUGUGCAUUAAGCUCGAUGACUGCUCACUAAUAAAUAUUGUGACAAAUGAAAAUGUGCAUUGGCAAACUUGGAUAACCUCUCGUGUCAUGGUGAAGUAGCUGUGUCUGAAUCAUUGUAAAUUUAGCCUGAAGAUGUGACUGCAGUGAUGUCUAGGACUAAUUCUCCCAGGGGCGAGUGUAUGGUACAGAUCGGUUCGGACUGGGAGCCCCUCACGGGCUACUCGUCGGUGCGUUUGCGUCUUUGUAGAGCGUAUGAAAUUAUGCAAACGAGCGGUGUUUCUGAAAUGCACUGCAGUAUCGUACUGUAACGCUUUUCAUCGUUUCAUCUAACUGAAUGCAGAAAGAUUUCCAUGCUAUUCACACAAUGUUCGUCACAGGGCUUCUCUUCUUUUGCAAAGCAUUGAACGUCUUAGGUCUUCAGUGUGUUGAUAGAGGCGUAUGUGGUAAUACAGACACACACACACACACACACACAGUAGAGAACAGUAAUUCAUGAUGCUGUUGUAGGAGAUCCAUGUCCAGCUUUGCCAGUACAGCAUGAACUUAUUGCUCUGGUGUAUUUUCUGGCUAAAUGCUGUCUGAGAAAAAGUGUGUGUGGGUUGGGAUGAGUGGUGAUGGUCUGAGGGAAGUCCUGGGCUGUCUGUCUGCUUCCAUCGGCCUGGCCUAAAUGGGAGGUUUGGUCUGUGGUCCAGAGGGCUGUGUUCCGAUUGGCUGGCUUGGUCUCAAGUGGGUGGGGCUGAAGCCCCACACAGCUCCGGGCCAGACAGUCGUCCAUGUUGGGCCCUGUGCAUCACAGUCUGCAUCCUUCCUGUAGCCGUGUACGUGGCACGCGCUCUGUGUAGCGGGUGUCUUACUGUGGUCAGACUGUGUGGAUAUUCUGCACUUUCCCCCAGUUCUCCCAAUUGGUUAGUUCAUACACCUUGUUAAAUUACCUUGAUGAGACCGUGUGUGUGUGUGUGUGUUUGCACUUUGAGCCUGGACCUUCCCAACACUACUGUGCAGUGGGUGUCGGAAAACUUGUACAUCAGCCGGUGGAGAGCUGUUCACAA